Messenger RNA from Branchiostoma floridae (Florida lancelet), 3022 nucleotides. RefSeq names its product cubilin-like. Gene Ontology annotation, molecular function: calcium ion binding. The coding region runs from base 94 to 1191 and encodes 365 amino acids. The transcript is spliced from 9 exons. NCBI's taxonomy places the organism in Eukaryota, Metazoa, Chordata, Leptocardii, Amphioxiformes, Branchiostomatidae. The record is from RefSeq and is a predicted model, not a curated record.
GAUGGAGAUGCUGAGGAGACACAAGAGUGCAACUCGGGAGUUUCCUGUCCAGAUGCUGACGUCGAUGCCUGUGAUCCCAGCCCAUGUGUCUCCAUGGCGACCUGUGACGACGCUCUUGGUGACGGAAGCUUGGUUAAUUGUCACUGUCCAACCGGCUACGAGGGGGAUGGAUAUGAGAACGGCGACGGUUGUACAGACAUCGACGGCUGCUCUGUCAACCCGUGUGUUGCCAUGGCGACCUGUGAAGACGUUCCAGCUCCCGGCACCGGGGCGACUUGCAGUUGUCCAACCGGUUAUGAAGGGGAUGGACUUAAAAACGGCGAUGGAUGUACAGACAUCGAUGGCUGCUUUGCCUCGAACAACCCGUGUGUUUCCAUGGCGAUCUGUGAAGACGUCGCGGCUCCCGGAACCGGAGCAACUUGUACCUGUGGAGCCGGGUAUGUGGGGGAUGGAGAGUCGGACGGAACUGGGUGUUCAGACAUCGACGGCUGCUCUUCCAACCCGUGCGUUUCCAUGGCGACCUGUGAAGACGUCGCGGCUCCCGGAACCGGAGCGACUUGUACCUGUGGAGCCGGGUACGAGGGGGAUGGAGAAUCGAGCGGGACUGGGUGUUCAGACAUCGAUGGCUGCUCUUCCAACCCGUGUGUUGCCAUGGCAACCUGUGAAGACAUCGCGGCUCCAGGAACAGGGGCCACCUGUACAUGUCCGGCCGGGUACGGAGGAGAUGGAGAAUCCAGCGGAACCGGAUGUACAGUCCUCAGCUGUCAUCAACAAAACCCUCGCUUCCCGACGGACACAUUUGGUGUCUACGACGGCCGUUGCCAUUGGUACUCCAUGACCAGAGCUAACUUCGCCGGUGCCGAGACAUUCUGCAACAGUCGCAACGCCAGGCUUCUUAUGAUCAAGGACUCUGUCAAGCAUCAUUGGCUUGGAGAUGUCUUUUUCAACAACCUGCCAGGAAGGAAAUAUUGGAUUGGAUUGGACGACCGUGGACGUGGCAACGAGAAUAAGUUCAAGUGGAGCGACGGUUCGGCUUUCGACGUCGCAAGCGACUACAGCAACUGGCGCAGCCGUGAUAACCCACCGAGACGUCACCAGCGCAGGGACUGUGUUGCUAUCAGACGCCUUGGCAAGAAGUGGGUUCUGGACAAGUGCAAGAAACAGUUCCACUUCAUCUGUGAAAUACCUUAAACACAUCGCCUGAUUCACUGUCGCCGCCGCAGAAGACAGGCUCGGCUGAGCAGACAGAUUCGACAGCGAAAACAACACUUUCGUCAUCACCUGCACCAGUGUAUUGAUGACUAUUAAGUACAUGCAAAUUGCUUGAGUUGAGAGUCUUGUAUAUAGUCAUCAAUAUUCUGAUGUAACCUGAGAGAAAAUGCCUUAAAAGCAAUGUGGCACCAAUGCUUCAAUAUGCAGCUGAGCUUAAAGCAAAACCAUUAUAAGGAAGGUCCUGUAUGCACGCUCUUGAAUCUUACUAAUUAUUCUUUCCAGUCCGGCUGGACAUGAAUGUAUGAGUUAAUGAAAUGAACGAUUAAUUGAUUAAUCAAUUAUUGCACUUUAUUGCUCGACAAUCGUACAUUUACAAUCUAUAGCAACAACCGUUUACCAAAAAUAUACUGUAAGGCUAAACUAUUUUGCAUCCGAUAUAAUAAAAAAAUGGUAUAUGGGUUUAAUAAAUCAUUUAGUCUUGCUUUGGAAUGAAGUAAAAAGAAAGUGUCAUAGUAUCUGGACGAAUAUAGAACAGUAGAAUGUAGAAACUAUCACUAAGUGUUACUCUAACAGUACCAGAUAGAGUGAAGUGUGCCUUAUUGACAAUAAUCACAUAUUCAUAGUCUUUCCAAAUUGGUGUUAAAGUCUAAGAUCUGAGAUAUGCAUAGAGAAUGUUUGGAUAUGCGCAUCAGUUGAGCUUAGGUUAAUAUCAGAUUCUAUUAUUGUAAUUAGGGAUCUAUAGUCAGUACAUAGUGGCUUGAUUUAUAUUCAUGUAAUCAUCUAUUAUUUCAGCUGCAAUGUAAAGCUAUUUGGUUAAUGUCAUUAGCGAUGGACUCACUUGUCUUAUUAAUAUAUUGAUAUAGGUGACAUUAAUACAACACAAUACUAGUAAUAUAGGUGACAUGUUAAGACUGAUUGUUACAAACUUUUCUCCACAUUCGAUAUAGCUUCCAAACGAAAGAAAGCAUAAACUUAGGAGUAAUGCGACACAAUUCUUGAUUUGUUUAUGUGCGUGCUUUCCUACCUAUUGCACUUGCUUCAGAAAGAUGUUUAUAUCAUUAUUCUUAGCAAUUAAAGUACGUGCAGGGAUAAGGAACAAUACUCAGAUUUGCACGGAUAAGUCUAGAUAUCUUAAUUGCACGAUUCGACGGUGGUACUCAAACACACAUAGGGUAUUUUGCAGUAUACAGGCCAUGUUGGUUUAAUUAUAUGGAUGGCAUCAUCGCGCUCUUCAAUUUGCGAGUUUAAAACAAUCGAACAUGAUAGAAAUCAACUGCAAAUGAGAAAAUGGCUGUCGUAAAUUGCACACAAAAAGUCGAAAAACGGAUACCGAUGAUGUAGGAUGCCAGACAAUUACAAAGUCAAUUAAUUAUUAAAAAGGCGAAAAAGAAAAAAAAAACACGAAAAUACCAUACUCUCUGUAUUCAAUAGUUCAACCUCCAUCCCCGCUUAGAUUUCAUAAUGUAGGACAUUGUUUUGGCCAACGCUCGCAACAUAUCAGUUCUUAGGCCCCCAGGGGGUAUAAUACAUAUAUAAUCAUUUCAACAUGAUACAUCUGUUGCGCAAUAAAGAUUAAUUGAUUAACAUGCAUAGCCUAAAAUGGAUUAAAAAUUAAGUAAACUACGUCUACUACACGGUACUAGUCACCAUCAGUAAAAAUUUCAUGCAAUUCUGUAUUUAGUAUUUAGUUAUUCAGUUUUAUGCCAUAGGAGACUUCCGCCUGGCUAUUCUUCAUAUCUAACAUUUAAUGAUCAAGACCAAAAAAAAUAUGCCUUGGUGUGCAACUAUGGGAAUAAAAGUGAGGUCACAA